Ananas comosus (pineapple) is the source of this 1049-nucleotide messenger RNA. RefSeq names its product transcription repressor MYB5-like. Lineage: Eukaryota; Viridiplantae; Streptophyta; Magnoliopsida; Poales; Bromeliaceae. Bases 162 to 1049 code for a protein of 295 amino acids. The record is from RefSeq and is a predicted model, not a curated record. The transcript has 3 exons.
CUUCCCUACAAAGCAAAAAUAAAUACAAAUAAAAUAAAAUGAAAAAUGAAAAAAAAUUCACGCACACCAAACCCUAAUUCCACAUCCGUAGAGAUCAGGAGGGACGCAUAGAAACAAAGAGAGAGAAAGAGAGAGAGAGAGAGAGUGAUAGAAAGGAAGAAAUGAAGAACCCGGUGGGUGCGUCGUCGUCGUCGUUGCCGUCGCGGGGGCGCGGCGGAGUGGGAGGGCGUGGGGCGACGCCGUGCUGCAGCAAGAUGGGGGUGAAGAGGGGCCCGUGGACGGCGGAGGAGGACGAGGUGCUAUCUAGCUAUGUGCGGCGGGAGGGGGAGGGGCGCUGGCGCACGCUGCCCAAGCGCGCCGGCCUCCUCCGCUGCGGCAAGAGCUGCCGCCUCCGCUGGAUGAAUUACCUGCGCCCCUCCAUCAAGCGCGGCCCCAUCGCCCCCGACGAGGAGGACCUCAUCCUCCGCCUCCACCGCCUCCUCGGUAACCGGUGGUCUUUGAUAGCUGGAAGGAUACCCGGACGUACAGAUAACGAGAUCAAGAACUACUGGAACACGCACCUCAGCAAGAAGCUCAUCAGCCAAGGCAUCGAUCCGCGGACGCACAAGCCCUUGGUGUCCAGCAACCAUCGUCCCAACCAUAGUAACAAUCCACUACCCUCUCUCACAAGCCAUGGUCUCCAUCCUCCACCUGCAACCCUUCCUUAUGACCUUAACCCUAACCCUAACCCUAAUAACCCCACCAAUAACCCCAACCCUGAACCAAACCCUAGUCCUGCUCCCGGUGAAGUCCUUCGCGAUCACGACCACGGCAAUUACUUGCUCCACGGGGUGAAUCUCGAACAAGAAGACGACGUCUUCUCAUCCUUCUUCGAUUCGCUGAUCAACGAUGACAUCUUCCUACAGCAGCACCAGCACCAGAAUAUUAUAGAAAGCAAUGGUGAUAACAAUGAGAAUAGUGAUAAGAGUAAUGAUCAGAUUGCGGCAAUGGAUUCGGGUUUUGUAUUUGGCUCCUUGUGGGAAGGCACCAUAUCAUCCCAAUUUGCGUGA